UCAAAAUCAUGACCAAACUUCAUUUCUGAAUUGCAGCCAACUUAAGCAGCAUAGUGAGACAAGGAUUCACUUUUCAGACGGGACUUUAUAUAGUAAGAAGGGAAGUAAGAAUGGAACAAAUGGUGGUAGAUACGAGUUUUCAGUGUUUUGCCUGCUUUGUGCACGGACCAUCCCAGGCAGACAAAGUCGUUCCCUCCGCCCUGUGUCCUCACGUCCCUCUCCCCGCCUCUGGGCACCGACUUCUCCGCUUUCUCCUUCUCCCGGCCACCGCCUGAUGAAUAAUUCAGAAGGAUUUGUGCUCGCUGCACGCCUGUCCUGCUCGUGGUGGUGUUGACUCUGGGCUCUGUCUGCUCUCACCGAAGAGGCUGUGGUCUGGCCGAGCAGGGAGGAGAAUGGCAGACGCAGGAUGAAGUUCCCAAAGGGAGCCGGCGUUUCGUGAUGGCAAAGCUACGGGACGAAAAGACCACGGAGGGCCAUAGGGAUGCUCCCAGCCGUUUGGGAUACACCUCCGUGCAGUCUGUCACCAUCUGCACGAACCUCCCUGAGCACCAGUGCGGCAAGAUCUGGUUUCCUAGGAGGAGCCGCUCCUGGGGAGGCUGAGCAGAGCCGUGCUGGGAGCCCACAGGACGCUGUGAUCCCUCCCCGCCUUUGCCUGUGGGAGGUGGGCCCUGGUGCCGGGCCUUGCUGUGGGCUCCCCCACAGGCGGGCAGUUCACAGUGCGGUGCUCCGGACAGACAGGUGCAAGCAGUGCCCCGGGCGGCUUUGGCUACGCAGAACACCGAGCAUGACUAAUCCCGGCACCAAGGGGUCAUUCCUCUCACAGCCGAUGGUGAAAAGCGUGCUGGUAUAUCGCAACGGGGAUCCUUUCUUUCCAGGACGUCGCAUUGUCAUCAACGAGAAGAAAGUGUCCAAUUUUGAAGUCUUUCUGAAAGAGGUGACCGGUGGGGUGAAGGCACCUUUUGGAGCUGUGCGUAACAUCUAUACGCCUCGGGCUGGGCACCGUGUCCGGCAGCUGGAGGAGCUGCAGAGUGGAGAGCAGUAUGUGGCUGGUGGCAGGGAAGCCUUCAAGAAACUCAACUAUUUGGACAUAGGAGAAACAAAGAAAAAGCCUGCUGAAGUCAAUAAUGAGGUCAAGCCAGUUACUCACAGUAGAAUCACUGCGUCAGCACGGUUUCGAAAACCAUUCCAGGAGCCCUACACAAUUUUCCUGAUUGCUAAUGGAGACCUUAUUAGCCCUGUAGUGCGACUCCUUAUUCCCAGGAAAACUCUGAAUCACUGGGACCACAUUCUUGAAAUGGUUACAGCAAAGGUUUCCCUCAGAAGUGGAGCUGUUCACAGACUUUACACUUUAGAUGGAAAACAUGUUCAGAAUGGGUCAGACUUGGAGAAAGGGCAAUUUUAUGUUGCAGUGGGUAGAGAAAAGUUUAAGAAGUUACCAUAUGGUGAGCUGCUGUUUAGCAAAUCUACAAGGCCACAGGGUUCUAAAGGAUCGGUACUGCCCCCAAUUGCAGGAUCUCGAAAAUCUAAAGGCAGUGGAAAUGAUCGGCAGUCUAAAUCUACUGUUGGAUCCAGUGACCCUGGGGAGACCAGUUCCUCACCUCAGCUUCCAAUAGAGAAGGCCAAAAAAUGCCAUAAUCCAGAGGAUUCUGUGUCCAGAGGACACAGUUCUAACAAAUCUACGAAAGCAAAUCAAACAGCUUCCACAAGAUUCCUGCAAGGUAAUGGUGAAGGGAUUUACAGAGCUAGAGAAAAACGAUCCGAAGUGUGGGGGGCAGCUGAAGUUCAAGAAGAUGAAGACACUCGUGUAGAAGUUCCAUUGGACCAGAGGCCAGCAGAAACUGUAGAUGAAGAAGAAAAUGCAGAAGAAGAAGAUGACAGAGGAGAGGAGGAAGCAUAUAAACAGAAGGAAGAACAUCCAGAAGUAAAUGGAGAGGAAAGUGGGGAAACUGUUACGAAAAGUAACAGAGGAGAAAAUAAGAAUAAAUUAAAUGGGAAUUAUGAACACAAAACAGAAGAAACAGAAAAUGUUGACCAGGCAGAGGAAGAGGAGCUCACCCAUUUAAAUGGCAAGAUAAAUAAAGACAGUGGUAGGCUGAUGGAGCAUAUGAACAGCCACGAUGAUCUCCAGCAUGAAGAGGAUGUAAAAGAGGAUUAUUCUGGCAGUCAGGACCAGGUUGAUUCCCAUCAUGAAAAAACAUCCAGAAAUCCAAGGGUGACAAUCACUAGCCCACAGGAAAGUGAAAAAAAGGACCAGAGCAAUGGCUAUGCUGCAGUUGCAUAGAUACAAGGAAAUGUAAUCAGUGGGAAAUGAAAUACUUUCAAGCAUGUUAUUUUAUGAUGUAUAGCUUAAAAUGGAAAGAUAGAUUGAGUACACACAUAUUGAGUCUUGAGAUGAUAAUGGCAUAUAGAAUAACAGGACAUAAACCUUAAUAUCUACUAAAUAAAACUGAGUUAUUUUUACAAGAUGUGAAAUUUCUGCUGGAAUUUGAGAGAAGAAAUGUAAUACUACUACAUAGUAAUGUUAGAAACAUUAGAAGUAAACUAUUUUGUGGUAUAAAAUGGUUAUCAGUAGCAGAGUCAACUAUACAAAUGACAGUUGUCAAGAAAAAGGGUGAAUAAGUUAAAUAUCAGAACUUCUUUGCAUGUUCAUUUAGAAAAGAGAAAUAAUUUGUGACUUUUAAGGAUAACAUAAGUAGUUUUUCCCAUUGAAAUUCCACAUGAUAUAUUCUAUUUCCAAGAGUAACUUUAAGAUAGAAAUAGAAUGCUUUGCUCACUUAAAGGGUAGCAAAUAAGAUGAGUCCCAAUAUUACUGGAUAGUAGCUUUCAGUAUAUUAAUUGGAAUAACUUUUUUUUUGUUUGCAUUCUUAAAUAGCACUUUUUUUAGCAUUGUGAAGAUAGGUUGGCAGCCUGCAGUGCUGCAGCUUAUUCACACUUGCAACAGUAAGUUUUGUUGGUUGUUCUGCACCAGUUCACCAUGCAGUGGAUUGUUAUUAUAGUGAAAAAAGAAUAAAGCACAGGUAUGCAGCAGGUCAGACACGGAGCAGAUCAAUUUGAUUAUACUCCAGUUCAAGUGAAAUCUAAUUUAUUAAUGGAAAAAAAUGAAGAGGCCCGGAUUCAGACUGAAAUUAGCAUGAAAUCAUUGUUAUCAGUGGAGCCAUUUUAAUAUGAAACACAUUAACAUAAGAUUACUAGUUUACUGUAAAAUUCAGCAGCUGUUGUUGUGUUUAUAAUCCCUUACAUAGCCUUAAUGCUUGAAAGCUUAUUAUCAUCUUUUUGGUUUAGCAGGUUCCUGAUAGGCUGUGGCUUAAUUUGCAUUAGAAAACAAGCCAUUGAUCCCCAGUAUUAGCUCUUUUAAUGACACCAACACCAUUACUCUUACCAGUUCUCUCUUAGUAAUAGCAAUUAUUUGUAGAUCAUGAAAUCCAGCCCUGAGCAUAAUUUCAUUAAUUAUACAAAAUACAUAGUGAGUUUCCCUAUCGUUAAUGCUGGUAAAUUAUGACGAUGAGAAAUUAAAUGUCAUUUUUGUUGAUUUCGUGCUAUUAAGACCAAAAUUACAUUCGGGAACAAAUUGAACUUGAAGCACUGUUUGAAGGAAGUGUAGAAAAAUUACUGUGACUGAAACUCAUAGAAAUAUCUGCACUUUUCUACCAACCAGACAGGGAAGCUCCGUCUCAGCCUACCUUCUGAAACUUCUUGUAGAGCCCACCAAGGAAAAUGGCUAGUGCUCCAUCACCACUCCUUUAGAGGUGCAUAGACCAGCAGUC
Meleagris gallopavo (turkey) is the source of this 3764-nucleotide messenger RNA. RefSeq names its product doublecortin domain containing 2 (gene DCDC2). Gene Ontology annotation, biological process: cilium assembly; regulation of cilium assembly; intracellular signal transduction. Lineage: Eukaryota; Metazoa; Chordata; Aves; Galliformes; Phasianidae. The record is from RefSeq and is a predicted model, not a curated record. Gene Ontology annotation, cellular component: microtubule; kinocilium; axoneme.